UUGGGCUCCACAUCUGACGGCGCUGUGGAGGUUUUUCUGUUCGCGCACUGUGGAUCUGUAACCGGCGACCCUCAGAAAAAAUGCGCCUGGAUUUAAGGAGAGCCUUCAGCUAUCGGAGGCUGUAUGCAGCGAAGCCGAGGAACUGAGGGCAGAAACGAGGGGGAUCGGGUUUUUUUGGUGUGGAAGCAGCUGAGUGGGCACAUUUUCGAGGAGCUUUUUUCAGAGAAACAGACUGAGCGGCGACGGGAAUGGCCGUAGCCAACUUUAACUUUUACCCAGUCCGUGUUUGGAAUUCGUUCCUCCUUUCUCGUCGUUUUUAAUGUAACGUUACAGUGUGAAGGGAAUGUCUGAGAGGAAGAUGGAUUAGGCAUUUUAAAGUCGCCAGGACGUUUGGCUGUGAAGGCAGUCUUGUGCUAAGCGGGCUAAUUUCCUCCACUCGUAUUGUUUUGUUUUGGUUCUUUCUCCCCUCGCGAGCCCUUUUGAGUUUCUGUAGCAACGAUGAGCGCGAGACGAAGACUGCACCGUCUUUCAGUCAGCGAAGAUGCGAAUCACCGUAAAACUGCCAAAACUGACCGUUAGUCCUUAAAAAUGUCCGUUAUAUGAUUUUACUUAAAGUCGGAAUUUACGGCACAGCGUUACCUCAGUCUUAUUUUUACAGAAACAAACAAAAAACCGUUAACGUUGGCCUCGAGUUAGUUAACCUAGUUAUGCUAACUUCAGUUUCAGCUCAACGUUAAGUGACCCAUCAGUGGGUGACCCCGAAUAAAGCUGCUCUUUGAUGGAGUUUUCCAGCACUCGAAGGGACUUGGAUUUGAUUUUUGCUCUGGGCAGCAGCCUGGGAGAUAAUAAUUCCCCUUCCAGCUCGCUACUACCCACCGUGUCCCGCCUCCGGGGUGAGGGCGAGCAGGCAUGCAGCUGAACCGGCCGAGGAGCGCCCUUCUCGGCUACGCGGAGAGCCACGCGUCCUUCUCCAGCCAGUUCAAAACCAUGCGCUUCUCCUACCACAUCAGCGGGGGGCUGCCGAGCCCCCAGCCGGCCCUGCGCCGGAGAGGCCCAUCCGCAUCUAGUCCUCGGCUCCUGACUAAGAGUCUGUCUCUGGAGCCGGGCCCCUGCCCAGGAGCCCACGACACCCCUCAGCGCCUUUGCUCGGACCCUGGACCCCUGGGGCCCCAGCACUGCAAUGGCACGAGUGAAAAUGGGCCCCAAGAUGCACCCCCUCCGCCCCCAAAAACACGGCCACCUUUACCUGGCCCCAAACCACAAGUGCCCCCAAAACCACCACAUCUACAACAACAGAGUGCCCGUCGCCCCCGGCCUCCAGACAAGCCCCUCCCACCACCUCCAUCGCGCCCACUACCAGCAGACCCCCGCCAAUCACGGGCCACACUGUCACGAGCUGAGGGAAGCUCCUCCCCUACAUGUGUCCUGUCACUAAUCGAGCGAUUUGAGAGGGAGCAAAUCAUCAUGGUGCCCGACAUCACAGGUGGAGUGAUGUGUACCCCGCGAGUCCCUGAGCCACAGUCUGCUGUAGGGUCUUCAACCCCACCAUCAGAGACCGUCCUGCCCUGCACCCCCAUUCCAGGGCCUGUGGAGGCUCUUCUGGGCAAGCAAGAGCAAGAGGAACAGCAAGUGGAAGGAGAGGAGGUGAAAGAGGAGGUGCAAGAGGAGGAUGAGAGCGAACAGGGUGCCUCGUGCUCUGAAAAGCGUUUGUCCAUGGAGUCUGGCUACUGUGCCUCUGACAAACUACUGGACGCUGUGGACAUGAGGGACCUAAAUCAAUCAGAAAUUCCUUCGGACCGAUUGUCCCUCCCUCCACCGCAGACAGACGGCAAACUGGCCAACAGGGACAGUGGCAUCGACAGCAUCAGCUCUCCAUCUCACAGUGAGGAACUAUGCUUUGCUGGGGACGAGGAUCGCAUUGGCCAUGAGAGAGAGAUGUGUCCAUGCAGCCCCACUGCCAUUCUUCCUCGCCUCUCCUCCUCUUCCUCAUGCGGCUGUGUGGAAGGAACCGUGGGAGAUGGAGCUGCUGCAGCAGAGGGUGGGAGGGACUCAGAGGGGGACAGCGAUUUGGAAGAAGGGAGCGGGGAUGAGAGUGAGAUGAACCCCAUGGCCCUACAGCCUCUCCCAAAAGCAGAGAGGCAGGACUCGGUUGAGCUGUCAGUCCAGCAGCGAGUGUUUAACAUCGCGAACGAGCUCCUCCAGACAGAGAAGGCUUACGUGUCCAGACUUCACCUACUGGACCAGGUGUUCUGCGGGCGGCUGAUGGAAGAGGCACGGGCCCGUGGGUCUUUUCCCUGUGAGGUGGUCAUGGGCAUCUUCUCCAACAUCUGCUCCAUUUACUGCUUCCACCAGCAGUUUCUGCUGCCAGCACUGGAGAAGCGCAUGGAGGAGUGGGAUGCAAACCCGCGGAUCGGGGACAUCCUGCAGAAGUUAGCUCCCUUCCUGAAAAUGUACGGUGAGUAUGUGAAGAACUUUGACACGGCCAUGGAGCUGGUGAACACCUGGAUGGAGCGAUCCUCGCAGUUUAAAGCCAUCAUUCACGAUAUUCAGAAAGAGGAGAUGUGUGGUAACCUCACCCUGCAGCACCACAUGUUGGAGCCCGUGCAGCGGAUCCCUCGAUAUGAGCUGCUGCUGAAGGACUACUUGCACCGACUGCCUGAGGACGCAGAUGACUUUAAAGAUGCACAGAAAUCUUUGGAGCUGAUCGCAACGGCGGCUGAGCAUUCUAAUGCAGCCAUCAGGAAAAUGGAGCGAAUGAGAAAGUUGUUGAAGGUGUAUGAACUGCUCGGGGGAGAAGAGGACAUUGUAAACCCAACUAACGAGCUCAUUAAGGAGGGACACAUCCUCAAACUGUCAGCCAAGAACGGAACUUCACAGGACAGAUACCUCAUACUGUUCAAUGACAGGUUACUGUACUGUGUCCCCAAGCUGAGACUAAUUGGACAGAAAUUUGGAGUGCGGGCGAGAAUUGAUGUAGACGGCAUGGAGCUGAAAGAGACAAGUAGUAUAAACGUUCCACGGACCUUUCUAGUGUCAGGAAAACAGCGCUCUCUUGAACUGCAGGCCAGGACUGAAGAAGAAAAGAAAGACUGGAUUCAGGCGAUCCAGGCCACUAUUCAGAGACACGAGCAGAGUGUUGAGACGUUCCGGGUGUUGAACUGCUCAGUGCGGGAGGAGGACUGCACACCCCCCAACUCCCCGAACUGCACAGAACUGGGAAAGCGUGCCCCGACUCCUAUCCGGGAAAAAGAGGUGACGCUGUGUAUGAAGUGCCAGGAGCCAUUCAACUCCAUCACUAAGAGACGCCACCACUGCAAAGCGUGUGGACACGUGGUGUGUGGGAAGUGCUCGGAGUUCCGUGCCCGGUUGUUGUACGAUAAUAAUCGGGCAAACCGCGUAUGUAUAGACUGCUACACCACAUUGGUGGGAGUCCCGCCCUCUCCAGCCAGUCUGACCAAUAGUGCUCAAAGAAGACGCUCAAUUCUAGAGAAACAGGCUUCUGUUGCGGCAGAGAAUAGUGUGCUCUGUAGCUUCCUGCACCACAUGGAGAAGGGCAGCGGGCGUGGCUGGCAGAAGGCUUGGUUCGUCAUCCCUGAAAAUGAACCACUGGUGCUCUACAUAUAUGGUGCUCCACAGGAUGUAAAAGCCCAGCGCAGCAUCCCCCUCAUUGGCUUUGAAGUCUCCCUACCCGAGUCAUGUGACCGUCUGGAGCGUCGCUAUGCCUUCAAAAUGAGCCAGAGUCACCUGACGGUUUACUUCAGUGCAGAUGGGGAGGAGCUUCAGAGGCGCUGGAUGGAGGUCCUCUCAAGAGCUGGAAGAGGGGAGGAGAUACCAGCUCAUGGUCCAAUCUCUGAGGCUCUGGAGGAAGAAGGGGAGGAGUCAACCUCUCUAGGAGAAAGCACAUGAUUGGUUGAUAAAUAUAUCUCUUUUUUGCACACAUGAACUGUACAAAUGUGACCACAAGGACAAUAUCUGGCAUACAGACACAGACACACACAAGUACACACAGAUGCAAACACACACACAGACACACACACACACCUUCGCUUUUACACACAUCUGUUCUAAUUGUCGGUUGUAAGUUGCAUGAAAUAUCUACAGGUACGUUUGUCCGUGUAUUGCUCAUCUUCUUUGAGUGACAAGUGUUUGCGAAACCUGCCAGUGUGUGCUCACCUACACAUGGCGCGUCUAAGGACACGUCAAAGAUAGUCGCCAUGCUUUAAUAUCACCUUUCCUCCGCAGCUAGCGAUUUAUAUGUUAGAUAGAGCCACUCUUUCUGCCAACCAUUGCUGUGUUGUUUUUUUAAAUGAGUGAUUUCUUGCUGGAGUUUUCAGUGCUUGUAAACUCAUCCGUGUCGUUUCUGGGAGAAGGCCUGCAGAUUUCUCAGCGUGUUUAGGCAACUUCCACUAUCAAGUUCAGUAUAGGAAAGUCAAAGGUGCAAAGGGCAGGUUCUGCGUAGGUUUACUGUUUAGAGUAAAGCAAGCAGACGGCACAGAUCAGUCAUCCCCAACUUAGAUCACCUGAAAGAAUGGUCACAAUUUUCCAGAUUUUUGUACUAAGACUAGUACACAAGAAUUUACGGAGCUUAUACAGCUGUUUUUAUGGCCAUAAUUUCCUGUUAAAUGAUUCAAUUUAAGAGCUUGCGAGUCCUAAAAAAUGAACACAUAGCGUUGUAGAAAAGACAGUUUUGGCAGUCAUGAUUGAGGUGUUUGUCUGUUGGGGGACUCCUGAAGUUGAUCUUUUAUGCUGAUCUUUGGAUCAGUUUCUCUUCAGCAUGUACUAAACCAUAGAAUCAGGUCUCAGGAGGGAGGCAGCAAUGUGGAGCGUCAGAUCAGCUCACUUCUGCCACCCUGUGGAGUUUUACUGCAUUGCAUCGUGAUGCUGUUAAAAUUCCUUAUUUGACUUAAUACUGUUUAAAAAAGAAGAUUGUUUGCUAAAAUGUGGGUCUAAGAAAACACAUUAACAGAAUAACAUGGCUCUAGAGCACAGCAUGUGUGAGCGAGUCCCCUGCUGCUCCAGGGAAAAAGAGUGACUGAUUUUGUGCUAGUAGAUUGUAUGCGGGGUGGGGGGACACUUAGACGAGACUGUAGAUACUGGGAGACUUUAUAGAGUGAGAGAGAGCAAGAAGUAUGUGUGUAUUGGGCUAGUUUUUAUCAUUAUGACAUCAGUGAUAUCUGCCUUAUCCAGAAGGGAUUUUGAUAAGAAAAUUAAGAGUAUAUAUAAAUAAAAAAACAUGGUAAAGGUUUUGAUGAUGAUACUAAGCGUUUUAAGCAGUGUUGUAUUUGUGUAUGAAAAGUGCUAAAAGGGUAAAAGACAGUUGCGUUUGUAAAUAUAAUUUAUUCCUCUGGACCCAGUUUUGUGGGUUGGGUAUUAUUGACGAACUCUGUGUUCCCUUUGUCCUGUGCCGUAUAGAUGGACAUCAGAGCAUCCUGUGGAGAGAAUCUGAAACUAAACUUCUCUUUUUUACCACUUUUAUCAGUCAAAAAGUCCGUAUUCAGUGUUUUAGAAAAGAAGUUUCUUUUUCUUCAAUAAGUCUGAUUACAGAAAUGGGUUUGCCAGCGUGAUGGCCGAGUCACUCAUGCUGAUCUGCUAUUUGUGUUGGGUAUUGGUUUCGAUAUUGCUCUCUGUUGUUGAAAACACUUGCUUGAUUAAAAGUGAAACCGGACCGGUCAGUUGUGUCUUAAAGUCCGUGGCCUCCCACCAUCCUGUUUGUCUCUCUGCGGAGUGCCCGAAAAAAAUAAACAAAUGAAAAAGAUGUCAGAAAAUGAGCUACAUGAGUAGAAUAGGGCUGAAAGGCUUAAUCACCAUGGAGAGAUAGUAAUCAUUUAAGGAGAAGUGUGUAGAUUCAUGGCUGUGAAUGUAUGUAUGUGUGAGUGUAUGUGUGCAUUCAUGGGUCAUAUUGAUCAUUGUUCAGCCUUCAGUUGAGCCUGCCACUCGUUCACUCAUGCAGACCCUCCCCCUCCAUCACCACACCAACAAAAAGCAUAUUUGUGUUUACCUGCUGUAGGUUUUCUCUUCAUUAUGCAUCUUUGUGUCAUGCCUUACAUAUCUACGUUUCUGCAUUUGACUCUUUUUUUUUUUUUCUCUGCUUUUUUGCCAAAGUAUACUGCAGGAAAAUAUGUAUUAUUGUGUGUGUUGUGUUUAUCUGUGUUGUUUUUUUUAUUACACAUAUUUAUUGUUUUUUCUAAUUUUUUUACUUCAUGAGGUUUCUUGCCUAUAGUUCUUGCUUCUAGAACUGAUAGCUAAAAAGAAAUUUGUGCAGUACAGAUCCUAAUACAGAGCAGCAAACACUAAAUACAGAACUUCUCACAUCAUGAAGGCUGUAUGGACAGUAACGAGCACCGUCACUAAAUUCUGCGUAUCCUACAGAUUUGUUUGAAUUGGUGCAUGAAUUCUUGUAUUAAUCAGAAAUCCACCAUUAUUACAGUAUAUGGUACUAUACAAAAGUCAGAGACCACCCUUCAUUUAUUUUAUUUCAGGUCAAAAUAACUAUUAAGUGCUUUCAGUACAUUAAGUUUGUUAUUUUCAGUGACAGGAAAAAAUUAGAAAUUUACGACAGCGUUUUAGGGCCACUGUUAAAAAUAGUCGACUUCGAGAAAAAAGUUGUACUAUUUUGAGAAUAAAGUCGUAAUAUUUCUCCAGCAACUCCUAAACGCCCCUCAUUUUAACACGAGGAGGUGCUGCCUUCCCUUUGCAAAGCAAUUGCCCACAAUAUUGCAACCUUUCCUGGCAUUAGUGCCACAAUUCUACAACGAAAUAUCCUUUUUUCUCAAAAUCAUGAAUUUUUUCUUAAAAUGUCACAUCUUGUUUCUCAAAAUAUUUUUUUUUAUAUUUAAUUUUUAAUAUUUAGUAUUUUUAAAUAUUUAUUUUACAUUUAUUAUGGCUUCUGUUCUUUUUAGGGCGUGCUUUCAGUUUUUCAGAGAACUUCACAGGGAGCUUGAAUACUGUUUAACUGAUUCGUGAGCUCCAUUUUCUCUAACUUUUCAUCUUUUUUUCAUUCCAGUGUUGGGAACUCCUAUUUUUUCCACAUAUUUUUCCUUUGGCUUUCCCUUCUGUAUGCAAGUGGAUUGUCUUGUAUCUAAUCUCCUCAGAAAUACCUCCUGGAAAUGAGUAUCUUAAGCAGUGAGUGAAGUAGUUUAUAACUGUUUUGACUGGUAGUUCAAGAAAUGAAGGGUAAUCUGUGACUUUUGCACAGUGCUGUACAUUCCUAUUCCAUAAAUCUCUCUUCUAAGCUUUGCUGGUGUCAUUUAACACUAAACCGUCAUGUGAGGUGUCAGGAUACAAGAUUAAAUUUUAUAGCACUCUUUGGGGGAUGCAAAUGAAUUCAGCAGAGCCUAUUUUUUGACAGGCGUCUCAUUAUAAUUGCACCAUUUGCAUAUUCUACCAAAAAAGCUAUUUGAAGAUCCAUAAUUUCAGGGCUUUCAAACAAGCCUUCUUGCCCAGGAGGUGCUGGUUUGUUGCAGGAUCACUCGGGCAGCUUUGCUGAGCAAGUGUUCAUAAAUAACCCAUUGUUAUGACCAGACCAGCCAUCUUGCAUAAUAAUCCCUCACCUGACUGAAUAGGUACUGUAGGCACAGCUGGAUAACUGACAUGGCCAUAUCCUUUUAGUUUUAUUCCAUCCUGUAGGGUCAUCUGGCAACAUCUGUGCAGAUGUUAUUUCCGCAUAAUUUAAGAAAAGCUUUGCGUUUCUCUUUCUAUCUUUUUAUUCCAGGUCAUUUCAAAGUCAGUCAAAUUGCAUGUAUUAUUUCUGAGCCAGUCAUUCGUCAGCCAAGUGUAUUUCUGAUUUUACUUUGUUCAGAUGGAUUGAUUCCUGAGGUCUGGCCUGUUGUAAUAGGAAUGUUCAGCUUGGCUGAAGGUUAUAUCGGUGUCUUGAGGUUGAGCACAUACAGGUCAGUCAUUUGCUGCUCACCAUAAAUGUUAAUCUUUAUGUGUGAUAACAGCUGAAAACCUCACUGAGGUCAUGCUCAUCAUCGCAGCUGGGACUGUGUGGGCCAUUUUUAUCCUACUGGAGUCAUUGCUGCCCAAAGAAACCGUAUAAAGUUGCCAGAUAGUCCCACCGGAGGUGUUUAAAGCUAAAACGAAAUGACUAAGUUUACCUGGUUUGAUGACACAAACGUUUGCAUUCCGCAAAUGAGCCCAUGACCUGAUUGCCUCGCUAUGCCGUACAACCUAAUAUGUGGCAUCACUUUUUGUUGUCUUUCCUCUCUGGAAUCUGUAUAGAUUUGCUGUACACAUGAUGAGUAUUACUGUUAUUACAAGUACUAUUCUAAUUAUUAUCGUUAAUUAUAUUAGUGGCAGGCCACUGGGUACCAUUGUAUGUUGACAACCCAAUGAAAUCUGUGCAAGAUCAUGAAAAUGUUUAUGAAUUAAAGUAAUGCAAAAAAGA
This is a messenger RNA of Pygocentrus nattereri (red-bellied piranha), 8386 nucleotides long. RefSeq names its product FYVE, RhoGEF and PH domain containing 1 (gene fgd1). The transcript is spliced from 17 exons. Gene Ontology annotation, molecular function: metal ion binding; guanyl-nucleotide exchange factor activity. Gene Ontology annotation, cellular component: cytoplasm. The coding region runs from base 910 to 3906 and encodes 998 amino acids. The record is from RefSeq and is a predicted model, not a curated record. Gene Ontology annotation, biological process: cytoskeleton organization; filopodium assembly. NCBI's taxonomy places the organism in Eukaryota, Metazoa, Chordata, Actinopteri, Characiformes, Serrasalmidae.